GGGACGCCAGGGUGAAGGCGGGGAAGAGUCUCGCGAGACUCGCCGCCUAAUGGGGACCGAGUGAGGCGAGGGCGUCUCGGUGAUCAGCACUUUUUCCAAAACUAACGAGAGGAUGCAGCUUCUGUCGAGCAUCAUGGCGAGACAUUUGAAACGAGGCCCAUCCCUCAAAAAAGGAAAACGGGACAGCGGCUCGAGCAAUAGUCCCGUUGGUUAUCUGCCGUCAACCAGUGCUGGAACAGGGGCGGCCAUCAGGUCACUCGACGGUGAUCUUCCUGGCCAGUAUAAUAUCCUGCAAUCGCCUGGUGCCAAGAUGACGCCCGACGACCCGGGCGCUGACGACGAGUUUACCCUCGCCGUCGCACAAAAGUCACUGCGCGAUACGGAGGCACUGCGAAGCGCCCUGUACCUCGGGGUGAGCGUGACGAUCGCAUGGAUCGUCGGGGUCGCGGGUCUCUCCCUCGCCUGGCUGAUGCUCGUGUUGGCGUUCGCCGGCACCAUCACCAAGGCCAGGAUCUCACGGCUGCUGCAGACUGCCCUACAGCAGGAGCUGGCGAGGCUGCGCAGGCGUCGGGCCCUUUACAAGGACGAGACAGCCGAGUGGCUCAGCCUCCUCAUCAACAAGUGGUGGAGAUUCAGCGCAGCGAGUAUAUUUUCUCAAGCCAAGGAGCGAUUGGAGCCUUUGCUCAACGAUGCGAAGCCGGCAAUACUUGGGUCGCUGGAGCUGCGGGAGCUGACCUUGGGGGAGCAGACCCCCUGCGUAACGAGGAUACGCACCCUCGAUUACAACGGGGAUGAGGAGUCGGUGGUCGGGCGCUCGACCUCGACGAGGCUCUGCAUCGAGGCUGACCUCAACCUCGACUGCGAGCAAUUCCGUAUGCUUAUCGCCACGAGGCUCUUCGGCAAGGGAAUGGGCAUGGACAUUGAUCUGGCAGUGGAGAAGCUCUCGGUGUCGGGGACGAUCCUCGCGUCGCUGAGUCUGGACGCGAACGCGCCCUUCCCUCACGCGAGCCACCUGAGCCUGAGCUUCGUCGAGAAGCCGGAUGUCUGGUUCAGCGUCCGACUGUUGCGCUCCGUGCAGAUGAUGGAGGUGCCGCUGCUCAAGACCUGGAUACACGCGGUCGUGUCCGACGCACUGGCCAGCUGGCUCGUCGAUCCCGGGCACUUCGAGCUCGAUCUUAGAGCCCAGGAUAGGCCCGGUCCCGGCUUCGACUGCGUGCCCAGCGGUGUGCCCCAGGCCGUCCUCACCGUCUCACUCUCGCAGUCCGUCCUCGCAGGACAUAACGACGAAGUGAGAUGGCUGGUGGUGAUUAUCGGGGAGCAGCGCGUCGUCACGUCGCAGCUCGGAGCGACCUGGAGCGAGGACGUCUCCUUCCUCGUCGGGCCCCUCGACAACGAGCGAGUUGUCAUCAAACUCAAGGCCAAGAGGCUCGUCAGCACCAUCACUCUCGCUCAGUUCGAACUCGCCCUCGGCCUUUACAAUUGGGAGAGCUCGCAAGUGGUGGAAACAGUGUUGCAGCAGAAAAAACCAUCACGUAAUAGCGCAAAUAUUUCAAAUAUAAAUGCAAGGCUCGAAUAUUCCGCCCUUCCAACUUUUGAACCAGAUGCACCGCAGCCAAGUAUACCCGAUUCCAUGGAAAUGCACUCUGCUGGUGUUCUCGUGGUGUACAUUCAUUCUGCGGAUAAUCUCAACAGCGACACAAUACAAUGUAAUCCUUACUGUCUACUUUUUAACAACCGUAAAAAGGUGAAAACGACUCAUUACAUUCGAGGUACUAAUUCACCGCACUGGGAGUCGCGCACCGAAUUCCUCGUUCAAGAUUAUACGCAAGUAUCUCUGAGCUUCGUCAUUUAUUCUUGGAACAUUUCGAAAAUGGCCGAUACGGAUAUGCUGGGACUCGCGAUGCUGUCCCUUUCACCGGGUACGAAAUGGAUCGUCCGUAAGGAAUUGACACUAAGCGGAUCGAACGGCUUAUCGACGAUGACAGUCUCCGUGCUGUUCCACCCGAUACGAAGUGUCCAGCAGGCCUUGGCGAGUCGACGUAAUAGCGUUAACCAGGCUGUCGCCGAGGACGAGCCAAAGGCCAAAAGAAACAGCCUUCCCUGGAUGCAGCAAGCGAAGUUGUUACUGACGCACCGGGACAUUGACGCCACGACCUCGGACGUCUCGAGUCUCCUCUCCACCGGCAGCGGUCUCAUGGAGGUGACGCUGCUGCGCGCCAAAGAUCUCGUCGCCAAGGACCUCAAUGGCUUCAGCGAUCCAUUCUGCGAGCUCAAGCUCAGCAACGAGACCAAAUACAAGAGUAGCGUGAAGAAAAAGACGCUCAAUCCCUGCUGGGAUGAAAGCUCCAUCAUGGGCUUACCACGGAACGGCGAGACUCUUGACGUGGUACUUUGGGAUCACGAUACUUUCGGUAUGAGAGACUACCUUGGCAAAGUAUCAUUAACUUUAAGUGAAAUUCGGAGAUUAUCGAAUACCGAUCAGUCGUAUUGGUUUGCGCUUCGCGGCACAAAGUCUGGAUCGAUAGAGCUCAAAAUCAAAGUCCUGUCGGAAGAAUGCGAGACACAAAGUACUUAUGCGACGAGCACUGUUAGCGACGUCUCGACAAGACCGAGCGAGCCCCAGGACGCGCCGAUAACGACAAAUCCAACUAUCAUCAGAAGACCGUCUAUGGAAAAAUCCAGAAUGAAACUGCACUUGGAACCUGUCGUACCACCGCCCCCUCCACCCAGAACGGUCACAUUGAUAAAGGUUCCGACAGUUUCACAAAACGAUCGCUCGGCACAAUCGUCGCCAUUAAAUAAUCUACGAAAUGCAAAUCACGCAGGAAAAGUAAUCACAAAAGCCAAAGAUUUGGAAGAGAAUCACGAAGUGGCGAAUAGUCAUUGGUCAUGCAAAAAAAAUGGCGAACAAAUUGAGUGUGCGAGCGAAACGGAUGAUCCAAAAUUGAAGCUGUCGUCGAGUCAGCAUAGCUUAACUCCUAGUCCCGAUCAGAGUUUUGGAAAGAAAAUACCACAAUAUAACAGUUUCCGACUGAUGAAACAAAAGAUGAAACGUGGUUUAAAGCUCCGUAGAUUUCGUUCGGAGGUUAACAUCGAAGAUAGUAAAUGCGAUCGUAAUAAAGGUAUCGCAUUGAGUCUGGAACCUCGUGGUAGCGGUGAGGCGAGUGCUACGGAACUUUUACAAAAUUCCGGACUCUCGCACGCGGUCUCGCAACCUGACAUGUUGACCAGAAUUCGGCAUUCUAGUCCAAAGUUGAGGCUCAAGCCAAAUGAUUUGAAAAUUGUGAAUGGUAUGAGAGAAAAAUAUUCCGGAGUCGAAGGGAAAGUUCUUCAAGCACAAGGACUUCACGUAGCACAUAUUGCCCAACUCUACUGUCGAGUUAAAUUUCACAAUUGCACGAGCCCGGAAAAAAUAAAUGUAUCCUUGAAUGGCGGAAAAACAAUAGCAAAAUCUCGACUAUUACCGGCGAUGCCAAAUCCUCAAUUUUGCAUCGACUUUCAAUUGGAUCACGAUGCUGUACCUCGCCAGGCGAUACUUAUUUUCGAAAUUCGAAGUGCCACUAAAGAAUUACUUGCCAGCAGACGAAUAACGUUGCACGAAUUGUUAGGAGCGUCGCUGGCAACAAACGAAGUUCGUACGUGGCUUGCAUUAAAUAACGGCGCCUCUCUUGAAAUUCAAAUCGCUCACGGCCGAGAGAUCAAAAGAUCGACGAAGAAACUCUUCAGAUCGUGGUCGGUGCAUCGGAUUGGAAAGAUCUGAACGUAAGAGCUUCAGCGAGCUUUCGAGCUUCGUCGUC
This is a messenger RNA of Ceratosolen solmsi marchali, 3797 nucleotides long. RefSeq names its product tricalbin-1. The transcript is spliced from 19 exons. Gene Ontology annotation, molecular function: lipid binding. The record is from RefSeq and is a predicted model, not a curated record. Bases 113 to 3760 code for a protein of 1215 amino acids. Lineage: Eukaryota; Metazoa; Arthropoda; Insecta; Hymenoptera; Agaonidae.